Molecule: messenger RNA, 939 nt
Organism: Astrephomene gubernaculifera
Lineage: Eukaryota; Viridiplantae; Chlorophyta; Chlorophyceae; Chlamydomonadales; Astrephomenaceae
Source: the annotation of a GenBank genome assembly
AACGCUCCGGCAUUGGCAUGGCUACCGCCUUGGCCGUUUAACAGGGUCUUUUCCACCCUUAGUAAGCCAAGUCACAGACGAACGCGUUAGCUUGAAAUCGUGCACAGUGAGCUGAUUUAUAUUGUAGCGGUACAUGUUCUAUAUUCAGCGGCUCAUAGUUGGCAAGCAGAGCAAAGUGCGCGUACGGUAGUUGAAGGACCUGUACCCCAAGAAAGGGUUCGGGCGGUUGGGACGCAAGUGCCUUGGUAUGAUUGAUGCAAGUUCAUUGUAUGCAUGAAGGCUGAGCAUGGCAACCUUACAAGUUCUUACCCUUAACGUUUGGGGGUUAUGGCUGGUGUCAAAAAAGCGAUACAACCGCAUUUUGCACCUUGCGGAGUUUCUUGCUAAUGAUGCACCUCAGAAACACAACCUGGACGUUGUUCUACUACAGGAGGUGUGGGUUGACCACGAUGCGCAAAUCCUCAUUUCAGCGGCCCGUGUCGGUGGCCUGCCGUACGCCGUCCAUUUCCGAUCUGGCGUGUUCGGCAGCGGCCUGCUCACCCUCUCUCGCUACCCCAUCAUCGACACCAUGUUCCACCAGUACAGCUGCGCGGGCGACCCCCUGGCGCUGUCCUGCGGGGACUUCCUGGCGGCAAAGGGUGUGGGUUGGGUGCGGCUGCGCGGUCCGGGCGGGCGGCUGGUGGAUGUGUUCAACACGCACCUGCACGCCAACUACUCCCACAAGUACGACAAGAGGGGGGCGGGCACAGCGGCGGCAGCAGCAGCAGCGGGAGGAGGCGGUGGAGGGGCAGGAGCGGCUGGAGGAGGGGCAGCAGCAGCGGAAGCAGUAGCAGGGGGGGAGGUCAUUCCCGCGGCUGCGGUGGACGAGUUUGCAGCCUUCCGGAUGGCGCAGAUGGUGGAGCUGUGUCGCUGGGUGCAGCAGGUCAGCGCACUGCGGGC